Messenger RNA from Loa loa (African eye worm), 1187 nucleotides. Its product is annotated as eukaryotic-type carbonic anhydrase. Gene Ontology annotation, molecular function: carbonate dehydratase activity; zinc ion binding. Lineage: Eukaryota; Metazoa; Nematoda; Chromadorea; Rhabditida; Onchocercidae. The transcript is spliced from 6 exons. The record is from RefSeq and is a predicted model, not a curated record. The coding region runs from base 43 to 948 and encodes 301 amino acids. Gene Ontology annotation, cellular component: cytoplasm.
AUUUUCAGAAGUAUUCGCAUAUCUCGAAAUCAUUUUUGGACAAUGUACCAAAAGACACUGCUUUUAACAACUGUGACAGCCCUUCAUGUUGCUGCACAUAAAUUUGGUUAUGGUAAAGAGGAUGGGCCGAGCAAAUGGCGAGGCGUAUGUCAAACUGGGAAACGUCAGUCACCUGUAGACAUUAGAGCAUUUGAAAUAGAAGUUGCACCUUUAGAUCCUUUACUGUUUUUGAACUAUGAGCUUACCGGUCAUAUUCACCUAGCAAAUAACGGACAUACUGUAAUUGGUUCUGGUUUUGAAACGUGGGGUCAGGAACGACCGCAUAUUUCUGGAGGUGGUCUCAAUGGUACCUACCAGCUGUCACAGUUUCACUUUCAUUGGUCGCAACAAAAUGAUACUGGCAGUGAGCAUACCAUUGCUUCGUUGCAUUAUCCUGGCGAGCUACACUUGGUGCAUAUCAAGAAAGAUCCGUCUCCAGAAGAAGUGAACACCAUUGCUGUCGUCGCUGUAUUUAUAAGACUUGAUGAUCAUGUUGGAUCAUUGCAUAGUCUUAAACCUUAUAUCCAAAAUAUCAGAAUGCCAAAGACCGAGCUUGUGGUACCUGGUUUUAGUGUCAACUCAUUGCUUCCAGAACAUAGGGAAAAUUUCUACAGGUAUGAAGGGUCACUGACAACGCCUGGUUGUGAUGAAGCUGUAGUAUGGACACUAAUGGCGGAUCCUAUCAUGGCCACUCCAUCACAAAUACGAGCAUUUCGUGAGGUGCAAUUUGCAUCCGGAAAUCCUGGACACAAUUGGCGUCCAACACAACCACUGAAUGGUCGUAAAAUACUAUUUCGUCCUACAAUUACUCUUCGACGUACGAGUGGGGGUGUUUUGUUGAAGCCAGUUUCCAAAGUGCUUUUAAUUAUUUGGCUCUACGGAAUAUAUCAUAUUUUUUUGAUCUUUUAGUGUAUUUCCGAUAUUCUGUUGAAAUUAAGAUCUGCGCUCUUUCUGCAUAACUCCUUCAUAGCUAUUAUUGUCUUUCAUAGUUAUUUAAUUUCCACUGAGCUCAAGUUCAUUCUUUUUCUGUCAACCUGAAUCUCAUCCUUGAAUCGCCAGACACAUUAACGCUUCUUGUUAAUAUGAGCUCUAUAAUUUAUGUCAAUUCAAGAAUUCGAAUGGAAAUUAAAGCAAUAAAUAAAUUGACG